GCCGCGUGACGCUCGGGCGGUUGCGGAGUGCCGCGCUCUUUGGAUCACCGCGAAUAGCAAGAUGGGCUUCAAGGUUGCCGUGAUCUACUACAGUCGCCGCGGGCGUCUCGUGACCCUCGCGAACGUGAUCGCCGAGGGCGUGCGUCAGGUCGAAGGCGCGGAGGUGACCGUGUACCGCAUCAGAGAUCCCGUUCUGGGCGAUGCGCCCGGUACGUUCGACGAGGGUGUCCUGGACGCGCCCGUUGCAACGCCGGAGGUCAUCAUGCAGAGCGACUGCGUGAUCAUCGGCGGGCCCGGCAGGCAGGGCCGCAUGUGUGCGGAGGUUAGCUACUUCUUCGACUCCCUCACGGAGUUUCAGACGAACGGAUGCCUGCUCAAGGGCAAGGUUGGUUCGGCAUUCACGUCCGUGGGGGGCGUGGGGCGCGGCUACGGCGGCCACGAGGCCAUCCUUCAGUCGUUCCACGGAUUCUUCCUCCAGCACGGCAUGAUCCCGGUGGGGGUGCCGCCUAGCUCGGUCAUGGAGGAUGCGCACAUGGCGAGCCCGUUCGGGGUGUGCAUGACGGGCAGGCCGAAGCUGGACAAGGCGGGUAGCAGGCUGAGGUCCCUGUCGGAGUCGGAGGUGAAACUGGCGUAUUCCCAGGGCGAGUGGGCCUCCAUCAUCACCAAGCAGCUUCACGACGACGGCGACUGAGAUUAGCGUCGACCGUGUCGAGAAAGACUGCAACAAGGCACGGGGGCAUGCGGGGAAUCGAUUAUUCAUGAGACGAUGGCGCGCGCUGAGAGCACGCUUUGUAAGCAACAGAGGGGAGAUAUCGCCG
Messenger RNA from Micromonas commoda, 818 nucleotides. RefSeq lists its product with no specific name. NCBI's taxonomy places the organism in Eukaryota, Viridiplantae, Chlorophyta, Mamiellophyceae, Mamiellales, Mamiellaceae. Bases 62 to 691 code for a protein of 209 amino acids. Gene Ontology annotation, molecular function: FMN binding; oxidoreductase activity. The transcript is spliced from 3 exons. The record is from RefSeq and is a predicted model, not a curated record.